AUGCAGCAGCUGUACAGAUCUCUAGACAUCUCCAUCCACUUAUAUGGCCUAGUUGCACGCGACUGUGAUUCUACUAAAUGGCAUUCUGGUCCCAUAAUUAUGAUCGGCUUGGUAUGUGUGAUCUUCAACGUCUGGGUGAUAAUACGGGACCCGGUGACGUGGGAGAGGCCCGACAAGUUCGUGCCAGAGAGGUUCCUGGGCAUGGCCGAUGCGGACCAGGCGGUGGACUUCCGGGGCAAGGCGUUCGAGUUCAUCCCGUUCGGGUCCGGCCGGAGGCUGUGCCCCGGCCUGCCGAUGGCGGAGCGCGUCCUGCCGUUCAUCCUAGCCUCGUCGCUGCACGCGUUCGAGUGGCGGCUGCCGGACGGCGUGUCGGCGGAGGAGCUGGACGUGAGCGAGAGGUUCACCACCGCCAACGUGAUGGCUGUCCCCCUCAAGGUCGUGCCCGUCGUGGUCACCUAA
Triticum aestivum (bread wheat) is the source of this 459-nucleotide messenger RNA. RefSeq names its product cytochrome P450 76M5-like. NCBI's taxonomy places the organism in Eukaryota, Viridiplantae, Streptophyta, Magnoliopsida, Poales, Poaceae. The coding region runs from base 1 to 459 and encodes 152 amino acids. Gene Ontology annotation, molecular function: iron ion binding; oxidoreductase activity, acting on paired donors, with incorporation or reduction of molecular oxygen; heme binding. The record is from RefSeq and is a predicted model, not a curated record. The transcript has 2 exons.